Ostreobium quekettii is the source of this 1692-nucleotide messenger RNA. Lineage: Eukaryota; Viridiplantae; Chlorophyta; Ulvophyceae; Bryopsidales; Ostreobiaceae. The record is from the annotation of a GenBank genome assembly.
AUGGUAGUGUGCUCCCAUGCAAUCAGAAACAGGGGUGCUUUGUUGCAGCGGAUUCACAGGUCACACAUAUGGUUCAUCCCUUCUAUAGUGUGGAGCCACAUCUGUGCGCAGGUUCAUGUCCACCGUGAGGCCAUGGUUGAACACAAAUUGGACGAGGCCUAUUUGAGGAAGAGGACGCGUGUGCUGAUACGCAACCAUGUAAUCGUCACCAAGGAUGCCGCCCACCGCACUGAUGGCCAGGCGCAGUACAGGCAGAAGUCCAUGCAGCACCUCCUGAAUCUGGGGUCCAGGGUGUUGAAGGAGGAAGUUGCAGAUGAAGGAGCCCCUGGUCUGACUGGAGCCAGUCCAGAUCAGGAAGCCGAUGGAGACUGUGAGCCAGGUGGCCUUCCAGCACAGCCAGGAACUGAAGACACCAACAUUGAGGAUGGUUUUCCUGCUUUUGAAGCAACACCUUUUGGCUCAGCAGAGAAUUGUGAAGGACGUGAUGAUGCUUACAAGAUUUUGUCACGCUUUCAGGACAGAGCUGCGAAGUUGCUCAAUACUGCUGCGUUUCCUCCUAGUACGAGGAAUCCUUUCUCAUCCAUUACCGUGCACACAGCUGCUGGGGCCAGGCGCAGUUACAACUCAAAGCGCCCUCAUCAAGGCCAGAGGUUGCAGGUCACCAGGGGCACCACGGUAGGAAAUGAGAUGUACGAGGGCCGCAUUGCACGGCAGGCUGCCUCCUCCACAACAUGGUCACCAGUGGUUCGAACAAGCAGCAAUGGGCGGGUGGCCUUUCUUUUUGUGGGAACACAAGCAGGGCACAUCCUAGUUUGGAAGUACCAGUGCCCCACAUUCCAGGGCAGGUUGGCCACGAUGGCUGCUGGGGAUCCCUUUGUGCUCAUGGGUUGUGUGCAAUCGCACUCGAGCGGUGUGACAUCGCUGAAGUGUGACGUGAUGAACGUCCCAGUGGAUGGGAAGAAGCCCUCAGGAACAAUGAAUGUGGUGGUGCUUGUUUCAGGCAGUGUCACAGGGGAGGUUAGGGUGCAUGGGGCCGAUGCCCAGGAUCUUGCACUGUUGCCCGAUGCCACCCUCCCAUUGGGGUCCGUGCUUUCUGCAUGGGGUCCCAUCGUUGGGCCAGAUUUGAGGCCCGUGACAUGCAUGGCCCUUGGGUCGUUGGGUGGUCCACAAGGGGAGCGGUAUGUUGUGGUCGCUGUGGGCAAGACUGUGGGGACAGUAGUGUUGUGGAAGAGCGUUGAUGUGCAAAGGUUGAGCACGGUGGAAGCAGCAGCAUGGAUCCAGGAGGGCCGCUGCACCACAAAAGGGAAGGCACAUGGUGCAUCAACAGUAACAGGUGUGACAUGGUUGGCCGCAGGCAUUGCCUGCAGCGCCAGCCAGGAAGGCGGUCUCAAAAGCUGGCAGUUUGAAGGCGCCAAUGUUAAGGAGGUGGCUCCUCCGCAGUACGGGCCAUCGCCAGGGCUCUACGAAUCACCUGUACCGAAUGGGGAGAUGUUUGCCUUUCAUGGGAUAGCACCAUCAGGCAAUGGCCUGCUGCUUGCCGUGCUUCAUGAUCGGGGAGAGAAGCACUGGGACGCUCAAGCAAGCAGGAUGAACUUUGACAGGCUCAUUGGUGCUGACAUCCGCAUAUUGAGCAAGGUAGUCUGUUGCAGGACAUCGCCAAGCAUCCCGCCACUGGCAAGACUGGUGCUUUAG